UUCAUUGUUUGUUGUCAGCCGACGCGCGUUCAUCUCGUAUCAUCCGCCUCGUGCGCUCGCGUCUGAUUGCGCUGUGAUGUGGAAUUAAAUUACUAUUUAUUUGUUUGUUUUUUGUGAGUGCAAUAGUGUUCGUGUUCUAGUGGCUAUUAACGUGAACAAAAAAAUGCCCUAAAAUGCAGCGAACGCAUUGGAAUAAGGACACACCGGAGGAUAAGAACAACAACAGCAGCAGAAGGAGCGAGCAGGACAGUGGCUGCCAUCAGCGACUCUUCCUGUGUAUAUCCAAGGCUGUGAAACAAUUCAUUGAUCUCUGCAAUAACCUGGGUGCUAACUGCAGCACGACGACAGCGGCAUCCUCGUCAGCUUCCGCCUCCACAGCCAGCAGCACGCAGAACUUAACGGCAAUUGUGCCGCCACAGCCGCAGCUCCAGGUGCAAUUACCGGCGGCGCCACAUGGAUUACAAUUCGGCGGCGGUGGAGGAGGAGGAGCAGCAGGAGCAGGAGGAGGGGAAGGUGGUAGAGCGGCACCCGUGAGACGCCACAUUUCCCAUACGACAGCCGUAAAGUUUCUGUACGCCCGCAAGUUUGACAUACCGCGAGCGGUCUCGCUUUACGAGCAGCAUGAGCAGAUCCGCCAAAAGGAGUAUCUCUAUAACAUCGAUCCGGAUGUGGAGCCACUGCGUUCAGAGUUGCAGACCGGCAAGUUCACAAUCCUGCCCGCACGCACCUCCAGCGGGGCUGCCAUCGCCCUCUUCACCGCCAAUCGACACAGUCCCCUGAGCGUUUCGCACACGACCACGCUGCAGGGCAUCGUCUAUCAGCUGGACAGUGCGCUCCAGGACUCGGAGACGCAGCGCGCAGGACUCGUGUUCAUCUACGACAUGAGCGGGUCCAAGUAUUCCAACUUUGACUACGACCUAUCCCAGAAGAUUCUCACACUGCUCAAGGGCGGCUAUCCGGCGCGUCUGAAGAAGGUUUUGAUCGUGACGGCGCCGCUGUGGUUCAAGGCACCCUUCAAGAUCCUGCGUCUGUUUGUGCGCGAGAAGCUGCGCGAGCGAGUGUUCACUGUAUCGGUGCCGCAGUUGGCGCUUCACGUGCCGCGCAAGGCGCUGCCCAUCUAUCUGGGUGGCACGCUGGAGGUCGAUCACGCCACAUGGUUGCUCAGCUGCCGCCAAUCGAUGACGAAUCGUGAGGACGAGCUGCUGGCCAAUAUCGUAGGUGGUGGUGUGGGUGGCUCUGGCUCUGGCUCUGGUUCUCCAGUGGCCACCAAUGGCACGGAAUCGGAGGCCGUAGCAGCAGCAGCAGCAGCAUCAUCAUCAUCAGCAACAGGAACGGGAACAGCAGCAGCGGGAGCAGGAGCAGGAGCAGCCACAACAGCAACAACGACGGGGUCCACGAUAAUCAGUGCCGUCCACCAGCUGGGCGAGAACAAUACCACCGUGGUGACGGUCAGCAAUGGUGUGGGUCCAGCCGGAUCGGCAGGCGAAUCACUGGAAGGACCAACUGCCGAAGUCAUCACAAUCAACGGACUGAGUCCAAGCCACCGGAACAGCAGCAGCAGCAGCAGUAGCGCCAACGCCACCUUGGCCAAUCCCCUCAAGCUCAACACGAGUGGAUCGGCGGAAAACAACGGCAGUAGCAGCAACAACACCACCACCACCAACACAACAGCAGCGGGCGGUGCUGGAGGAGCUGGUGCUGGUGGCACCACCAACGGAGGCGGGGAGUUUUGGUCCGAGAAUCCGCCUAGCAGCGCCUCAUCCGGAUUCAGCGACGACGACAGUCUGGCCGGACAGGAGGGUGAUCCCAAGCCCAUCGAUCAGAUUGUCCAGAUGGUGAAGCAACGCGGACGGCAUGGGCUGAUCAAGGAGUACGCGGACAUCAGGAACAGGGCGCCCGAGGGCACCUUUCUGCAUGCGAGGAUGCGCGCCAAUCUGACCAAGAAUCGAUACACAGACGUCCUCUGCUACGAUCACAGUCGAGUGGUGCUGGCCCACGAAGACGGCGACGAGCCGUCGGAUUAUAUUAAUGCGAAUUUCGUCGAUGGCUACAAACAGAAGAAUGCCUAUAUUUCAACUCAAGGUCCAUUACCAAAGACAUCCCAGGACUUUUGGCGCAUGAUCUGGGAGCAACAUUGUUUAGUUAUAGUGAUGACGACGCGUGUGAUGGAACGCGGACGCGUGAAAUGCGGCCAAUACUGGGAGCCGACUGAAGAAAGUUCCUUAGAGUUUGGCGACUACCAUGUGCGAACAAUUAGCGUUGAGUGCAACGAGGACUAUAUGGUUGCCUCGUUGGAAUUGAGAAACAUAAAGACUGACGAAAUUCGCAAUGUUUCGCAUUGGCAGUUCACCAGCUGGCCGGACUAUGGUGUUCCCAGCUCGGCCAUGGCCAUGCUGAACUUCCUGCAGAAGGUGCGCGAAAAGCAGGCGCAGCUCGUGGCCGCACUGGGCGACACUUGGGCGGGACAUCCGCGCGGACCGCCAAUUGUGGUGCACUGCAGUGCGGGCAUUGGACGCACAGGCACAUUCAUCACCCUGGACAUUUGCAUAUCGCGGCUGGAGGACGUGGCCACGGCGGACAUACGCGGCACCGUUGAGAAGAUCCGGUCGCAGCGCGCCUACUCCAUCCAGAUGCCCGAUCAGUAUGUAUUCUGCCACCUGGCCCUCAUCGAGUACGCCUAUUCGCGCGGAAUGCUGCAGACCGUCGACUUGGCCGGCUUCGAUGAGCGUGAACCGGAUUCGGAGUAGGACAAUACCAACACCAACAACAACAAAACAGACGGGAAACCGACGAGAGAGAACAACUUGUAUACAGAAUAAUAUUAUGUUUUACCCUUGCAAAUUGGAGUUGUAACUUUUUUUUCGACUAAAUGUUCGUCCUGAUAUGAUAUGAUAUGAUAUGAUAUAGAGGAGGAGACGAGAAAGGAACGAUAGACGAGGAAGGCACACAGAUAGAUUCCGAGACACACGGACGGGAGAUCGAGGAAGUGUAGUGAGAGUAGAGUAACCAAUUUACGUUAAUCUAUUAUUUUUUUUUAAAUAUUAUUACAUACCAAGCUAUAGUUGUAUAGCGAAAACAUCUAUAUAUAAACAUUAUUUAAAUUAAAUUUAAACUAAAUGAAAAACAAAUAGCUAAAAAUAAAGAAGAAACAAAAACAAAACCAGCAGCAUUAGCAAACACAAGCGAUAAGCAGAAAACAAAGAUUAACAGCGAAGAGUGUUUAACCAUGACAAAGUUAACUAGAGUCCGAUGAAGUACGGAGUACAACGAAGGCAUAUACGAUGUGGAUGAGGAUGAGGAUGAGGAGCAGGACGAGGACGAGGAUGAGGAUGAGGAUGAGCUAAACAAACCGUCCGGCGGAGAGUCAGAAUCGGAGGAGCGGACAAAUCUUGUGCAUUUUUUCCCCAUCUCAACCAACGCAACCACACAAGUAAUCAAAGCGCAGCGAGCUGCCAAUUUCCUACAAGCAACUAAAUGCAGCUGAACAAAGAGCAGCAGCAGAUGAGCGGCAACUAGUUACAUAACUUAUAUAGCAUAUGCCUAAUUCAAAGUACCGCAUACAGCAAUACGUAUUACGAAUAUAUAGAUACCAGAAGAAAUCAGAUUUAAGCACUGUUCAAUGUUGUUGCAUACGAAAAUAGCCCAAGAGAAAGGAGAGCCAUCGUCAUCAACUUCGCCAGCCUGUCCUCCUGGCCGCAUCUUCUCCAGAUGUGACCAAAACUGAUGCCCGAAAACAAAGCCCCACCCCACCCCCAAAAGUCUCUUCGCCUCCAAGCUGUUAAAUGUGUAUUUUUUUUUUUGUUUUUCUACCCCGUUUUUCUAAUUUUUUACAAAUAUUUAUAUAUAUAUAUAGAGGAAAAUUAAGUGUACCAUGCAGAGAGUCGUAGUGAAUUUUACUAAAAAAUUAUUUUACCAACUAAACGUAAAUAGUUGAAAGUGCAGAAAGCGAGUAUUAAACAAAAAAAAAAAAAAAAAAAAAACAAACAAAACGAAAUAAGAAACAAAUAUCUAACAUGCCUUCUUUCCUAAAUUUUUCAUAUGCCAAGCGAAUCUAAAACGGAAUAAUAAUCGUAAUGAAAAUAAAUGAAGGAAAACCAAA
This is a messenger RNA of Drosophila ficusphila, 4099 nucleotides long. RefSeq names its product tyrosine-protein phosphatase non-receptor type 9 (gene Ptpmeg2). The transcript is spliced from 8 exons. Gene Ontology annotation, molecular function: protein tyrosine phosphatase activity. The coding region runs from base 174 to 2747 and encodes 857 amino acids. Lineage: Eukaryota; Metazoa; Arthropoda; Insecta; Diptera; Drosophilidae. Gene Ontology annotation, biological process: protein dephosphorylation. The record is from RefSeq and is a predicted model, not a curated record.